AAUAAAUAUAAAAUAAUUCUUUUUCCGUCGGCUUUUUCUCAAAUAUUUUAUUUUUAUAAAUAAGAUGUCUGCACCAAAACCAGAAAAAGAGCUUAAUUUACCUUUAUCUAGAGUGAAAACUAUAAUGAAAAGCUCGCCAGAUGUAGAUGCUGUAGGACCAGAACCUCUAUACUUAGUUACUAAAGUUACGGAAUUAUUCGUCAUAGAUCUAGCGAAACGUGCCUUCAAAAACAGUAAGAACAAUUUACUAGAAUAUAAACACAUAGCUGAGAUAGUACAAGAGGAUGACACUCUAGAUUUCCUGCGAGAGAUUAUGCCAAGAAAAAUUACCGUAAAACAGUUCAAAGACUUGAUGGCUAAGAAGGCAUCAAAGGGGAAUGAAUCUGAUGAAUCCAGCGAGGAAUCCAGUGAGGAAGAGAGCUGUGAGGAGAGUACUAGUAGCUCAGAGCAGGACUCGCAAAAAAGCUAGAAUUAAUAUUAAUAAUAGGUGAAGUCAGUGCUCCUUGCCUGCAUUUUUUUUUUUUUCAAAAAGGGGCUAUCUAACUGCAAAAAGUUAGUUAUGAGUUAGCAGUUAUCACCCAAAAAAACAUGGGAAUUAGAAAAACAGAUGUUUCUAAAAGUUUGUUAUUUAGGAUCAAACUAAGAACCUUGGUCAUACAUAACAUUCUUCUUUUGAAAAGUUGAAUUAUGUCUCUGAAGAUUCCCAUGUUUUGGCAAUAACUCAAUAUUUACUUUAAUAAUAACCCAAUAUUCUUUGCAGUAGCCACUUUAUGGAAAAUUACUCAGUUUCAAAAAAUAUGCCAUGGCUAGGGAAUGGUAACCUGUGUAGGAUUAUAGGAGAUACUUUCAAGUUUACAUUUAAGUUUCCAAAAAGCAUUUCUAUUAGCAUUUUGAUAGAAUAAUAUUGUUGUGCCACAUCUUGUCAAGUUCACGGCAGUUUAGCUGUUAUUGUUCUUGCAAUUCAUGAGUCUGAAUGAACUAUACUUGCAGUUACAUUGUAUACAAGCACAUUGUAUACAAGCACAUUGUAUACAAAUACAUUGUAUACAAGCUCAUUGUAUAACUGUGUGCCUGUCAAAUUAUUCAGUCCCAAGCAAGCGCUUGCUAACAUGCCAUUUACUUAAACUGAUAUGACUUAAACCCAAGCUUGAGUCAAGCACACUUGUGAAAUGUAAAAACUGUACCACUAUAUUUAACUUAUGAUCUAAGUUAGUGCUGGCAUCGCCAUUUAAUGCAUAACUUUAAUAGAAUCAGUGUAAGUUUAAAUCAUUAUUAAAGACAUUAAUUUUUUUUCAUGUAAGUAUCUAUCUUUUUAUAAUAGGUAUACAAACAUCUCGAAAGACUACCUAGGUAUAAUUCAUUGCACAUUUUGGCUCUUACUAUUAAAAAUUUAUUUGUACUGAGCAGUAGUUCAGUCUGAUAAUGUAAUUUUGUACUCUUCAAAAUAUGAAUGACUGAAUGUUACUGCGUAAAUUCUUAUUAGUAAGACGAUUAGUUACUGAAAUGAGAUGUAGAUGUGAUAAUAUUAUGAAUUUAAUUCAUUUAAAACGACAAUAAACGUUUCUUUUUUA
Maniola jurtina (meadow brown) is the source of this 1571-nucleotide messenger RNA. It is a transcript of the gene Chrac-16, whose product is annotated as chromatin accessibility complex 16kD protein. Gene Ontology annotation, molecular function: protein heterodimerization activity. Gene Ontology annotation, cellular component: CHRAC; nucleus. The record is from RefSeq and is a predicted model, not a curated record. Lineage: Eukaryota; Metazoa; Arthropoda; Insecta; Lepidoptera; Nymphalidae. The transcript is spliced from 2 exons. Bases 65 to 469 code for a protein of 134 amino acids.